AUGACCCUCCGCGACCUCCUGGGCGUCAGCUUCGAGGGACCCCGGCCGGACAGCAACGCCGGCGGCCCCGGCUCGGGCGGCGGCGGGGGCGGCGCGGGCGGCGCGCCGGGCUCCGAGGGCCCCGCGGUGGGCGGCGUACCUGGGGCGGCGGGCGGCGGCGGCGUGGUGGGCGCGGGCGGCGGCGACGACAACCGGAGCUCCGCCGGGGAGCCGGGCGGCGCGGGUGCGGGCGGCGAGGUGAACGGCACGGCGGCCGUCGGGGGGCUGGUGGUGAGCGCGCAGGGGGUGGGGGUGGGCGUCUUCCUGGCCGCCUUCAUCCUCAUGGCCGUGGCGGGCAACCUGCUCGUCAUCCUGUCGGUGGCCUGCAACCGCCACCUGCAGACGGUCACCAACUAUUUCAUCGUGAACCUGGCCGUGGCCGACCUGCUGCUGAGCGCCACGGUGCUGCCCUUCUCGGCCACCAUGGAGGUGCUGGGCUUCUGGGCCUUCGGCAGGGCCUUCUGCGACGUGUGGGCCGCCGUGGACGUGCUGUGCUGCACGGCCUCCAUCCUCAGCCUCUGCACCAUCUCUGUGGACCGCUACGUGGGCGUGCGCCACUCGCUCAAGUACCCCGCCAUCAUGACGGAGCGCAAGGCGGCCGCCAUCUUGGCGCUGCUCUGGGUCGUGGCCCUCGUGGUGUCGGUGGGGCCGCUGCUGGGCUGGAAGGAGCCGGUGCCCCCCGACGAGCGGUUCUGCGGCAUCACAGAGGAGGCGGGCUACGCCGUCUUCUCGUCCGUGUGCUCCUUCUACCUGCCCAUGACUGUCAUCGUGGUCAUGUACUGCCGCGUGUACGUGGUGGCGCGCAGCACCACGCGCAGCCUGGAGGCGGGCGUCAAGCGCGAGCGCGGCAAGGCCUCCGACGUGGUGCUGCGCAUCCACUGUCGCGGCGCCGCCGCAGACGGGGCACAUGCGGGCAUGCGCAGCGCCAAGGGCCACACCUUCCGCAGCUCGCUGUCAGUGCGCCUGCUCAAGUUCUCGCGAGAGAAGAAAGCUGCCAAGACCUUGGCCAUCGUCGUGGGAGUCUUCGUGCUCUGCUGGUUCCCCUUCUUCUUCGUCCUGCCGCUGGGGUCGCUGUUCCCGCAACUCAAGCCCUCCGAGGGGGUCUUCAAGGUCAUCUUCUGGCUCGGCUACUUCAACAGCUGCGUGAACCCGCUCAUCUACCCCUGCUCUAGCCGCGAGUUCAAGCGCGCCUUCCUCCGCCUUCUGCGCUGCCAGUGCCGCCGCCGCCGCCGCCGCCCCCUCUGGCGCGUCUAUGGCCACCACUGGCGGGUCUCGGCCGGCGGCCCGCACCCAGACGACGCGCCCGGCCCGUGCGCCGCGCCCCCCGGCGCCCCGCUGGCCCUCACCGCGCCCUCGGCCCCCAGCUUCCCCGAGGCACAGGCUCCGGGUCCGAGCCGUCGAAAGCCGCCCUGCGCCUUCCGCGAGUGGAGGCUGCUGGGGCCAUGGCGGAGACCCACCACCCAGCUGCGCGCCAAGGUCUCCAGCUUGUCCCACAAGCUCCGCCCCGGCAGCGGGCCCCGCGCGGAGGCCGCCAGCGCUCUGCGCCCCGAGGUGGAGGCCGUGCCUCUCAGCGUCUCCCACGAGGUCGCGGAGGGCGCCACCUGCCAGGCCUAUGACUUGGCGGACUACAACAACCUCCGGGAGACUGACAUUUAAGGACCCGGCACUAGACCUUGUGUGGGUGGAGGGGAGGAGAGCGCUGAAAGCAUGGGGAGGGCGGCUGGUUUCCAUUCCAUGCCUGGUGAAGAGACCCAGAGACUGCUCUGUUCAUCCCUCAAGAGUCGGGGCUGGGCUAGGGCCCUUGAAAGGUGCAAAGUUUCGACCCUCCUGGGCACUGGUACUCUGAGCUCAUUUGCGAGGGAGGGAAUCAGGCUCUGUGGGGCCAGUUGCUCCCAGUCCUUGUUUGAGAAACCCUGCCUCUAACAGCCUGAAACCUGGGCAGGUGGCCCCAAGUGUGGGGACAACCUCUUGGGGAGGAAGGGGCCCAGAGGUCCUUCCUAGCUAGCCCCCAGUGCCUCCCCUAGGGAAAAGCAGUGGGGCCAGGGUUUCUCCUAGGACACAAUAUCUCCUUACUGCCCGCUAGAGGGACCCAGUGGACCUGCCAUCGCCACCAAAAGCUUUGUGGCCGAUUGGAUGGCCUCUCUACAGCCUGUUGUAUUUCCCCUUGGGCCUGCCCCACCCUACUCAGGUUCCUCCAUCACGACCCCUCGACCCCUCACCUGGCCCUCUUAACCUCCUCCCCAAAGGCCAUACUGUUUACACUGUACAUAGCUCUUUGUGCCUGUGCCCAUCACUUCUCCCUGGAAUCCAGAGCUGUCAGAUGCGGAGAGCUCUUGUCGUUCUGGGACGUAUUUAUUGGGAAGAGUACUUCUAUUUUUUGCAAAUGGUCCCUCUUUAGUCUAUAACCCCAAAAGAACUCCCUUCCUCCCAGAUACUUCAAGUACUGAAGACCCACGACAGGACAGAUUGGGUCAGUGUUCAUCUUUCUAGUUUCAGUUUAACUGUCUCCUGAACUGGUGGCUGUUGUCCAAUUUUUAGCAUGACCAAGGAACUCUGAAAUUUUGUUGGCUUUUAAAGUCCAUGUAAUUGAUUAGUCUUGGGAACCCAAUAGUAACCAUAACCACAAAUUU
Messenger RNA from Erinaceus europaeus (western European hedgehog), 2669 nucleotides. It is a transcript of the gene ADRA1D, whose product is annotated as adrenoceptor alpha 1D. NCBI's taxonomy places the organism in Eukaryota, Metazoa, Chordata, Mammalia, Eulipotyphla, Erinaceidae. Gene Ontology annotation, molecular function: alpha1-adrenergic receptor activity. Gene Ontology annotation, biological process: phospholipase C-activating G protein-coupled receptor signaling pathway; adenylate cyclase-activating adrenergic receptor signaling pathway; positive regulation of cytosolic calcium ion concentration. Bases 1 to 1695 code for a protein of 564 amino acids. The transcript is spliced from 2 exons. Gene Ontology annotation, cellular component: membrane. The record is from RefSeq and is a predicted model, not a curated record.